Messenger RNA from Alternaria rosae, 783 nucleotides. RefSeq lists its product as uncharacterized. Gene Ontology annotation, biological process: ubiquitin-dependent protein catabolic process via the multivesicular body sorting pathway; protein targeting to membrane; protein targeting to vacuole. Lineage: Eukaryota; Fungi; Ascomycota; Dothideomycetes; Pleosporales; Pleosporaceae. The record is from RefSeq and is a predicted model, not a curated record. The coding region runs from base 1 to 783 and encodes 260 amino acids. Gene Ontology annotation, cellular component: ESCRT I complex. The transcript is spliced from 2 exons.
AUGGCCUAUUCUUCUCCACGCCACUCGCAAAACUUCUACCAGUAUGACGCAUCAACCCCUCCGCCACCUCCGCCCAAGCCAGGACGGUCAAGUGGGAACGCAACUCCAUCACAGGGACCUCCAUUACCCCCACCCCCACCAGGUCAAUCAUCGUAUUCGGCAGAUCAACAGGGCUCUUAUACACAGCAGCAGUACUCACAGACAGGUCCCGAACAACCGACGGUUCAACCGCCAGACGAUGGCUGGCUACCUGAGGUGCUCAAGGACAAACCGACCAAAGACCUGCAUCACAUACUUCAGAUGCCAGAACUUCAAAAUGCCAUAAUUCACAAUCCUGAGACAACACAUCCAUCAUUACCUGCAUCGAUUGCGCCUCUGCAAGCGCUUCUCGCACAGAAUGUAGGGUUGGCAGAGUCACUCAAACAGCUGGAAGCACAUGUCCAGCACCAGCGAGAUAGUACACAGUCACGUCUACUAGCACUUCGGGCUUUGGAGCGCCAGUGGAAAGCAAAGCAGGCCGAACAAGAUGAGGCACUGCGAGAGUUCAGUCCGCCAGCGCUCUAUCAGAGACUGAGUGCCUCGGUAGGCGAGCAAGAGGCGUUAUGUCGAGGACUAGAAGAAAGCUUCCUCGAAGGCGAAGGUUUCGGUGGUGGGGAUGCCGUGGCUAGCGACCGCGAAGUGACGGACUUUGUGAGGCGCUUAAGAGAGGGCCGAAAGAUCGCCUACCUUCGCGCAGAGCGCAAGGAGCGAUGGGAUGAAGGCCGCGUCGGCGGCUGGCGAUGA